Molecule: messenger RNA, 1474 nt
Organism: Saccostrea cuccullata (small rock oyster)
Lineage: Eukaryota; Metazoa; Mollusca; Bivalvia; Ostreida; Ostreidae
Exons: 1
Molecular function (GO): zinc ion binding; ubiquitin protein ligase activity
Source: RefSeq, a predicted model, not a curated record
GUCCUUAAACAUGCCUGCCUUCCGUUCAUUUAUUUAGGGCAUAAGAGUGAUCAUCAGAGCAAAUCGUUUUGGGGAUUGACACCGCUUUGACAAUACGAGGAAUGAGACAUUUUUGUAGGGGAAGGCCAGGUUAUGCUUCGACGGCUCUUUAAGUCUAUAAAUGUAAGAGAGUAGUGUAACGAAGGACCACUACUGAAACAUGGCGUCUUGCGUUCCAGACACGAUGGAGUGCAGCAAGCAUGCAGGGGAACAAAUACAGCGAAUGUGUGCCAACUGCAAUGUAUAUGUGUGUCUCGAAUGUGUUUCUCAAAGCCACGCAGGACACGUGUUUAAAAAAUUUCGCGAUAUCAUGGAAGAAAAGAAAAAAGAGUUAGAACACAUUGUGAAGCUGACUAAAAAAGAGACCAUAGAAGAUCUUGAGAAAAAAGCAGAGAGAACCCUAAAACAAAAGGAAUCGUUCUGUGAAGAAACUCAGAUCAGGAUAGAUCUUGUCGAGAAAAGGGCCAAAGCUCUGAAAGCUGCAGUAGAUGCUGCCAAGGACGGGUACUUAACAGAUCUGAAGAAAACGAUGGACGACCACGUGAAGGAAUACGACGAUGCCGUGGAGAAAUUGAAAGCCGCGAUAAGGUCAGUCAGGUGUCUGGUGGAGGGGUAUGACCUUGUUCUAAACUCUGAAAACCAAAGCUCGGUCAUUGAUUGCUCUCGUAAUGCAGAACAUGAGAUAGAGAAGGCCAUCCCAACCGUAUCCAUACCAAACUACAGACAUCACAACUUCGUUUUUCCUGAUAUUGGCAACGAGAUCAAGAAAGUAUUCGCACAAAUUGAAGACGAGGAUUCUUUGGGAUCAGACUAUGUGGAGUGUGGUGGGAGCAGCGAAGACAGCGAUCCGUAUGACAUGAAAUUCACUACUACCCUGACCAGGCAGCGCAGGUCGCCAAUCCGAGUCAAGAGAUGUAAAGAGCGAGCACAGAACAGGAAAACGAACCGAAUCUUCCUGAGUGCAGACAUUCGAACACCCGCCAGAAUGAAAGUAGGAAGUGACGACCAAAAUGUUUCGUCCAUAUUUGCGAUAAGUUCAGGUGAGGCUUGGAUGAAUAUUACUGGUGGAAAACAUUCUUGUGAAGUACAGAGAAUCCAAAAACAUGGACAGAUUUGUGAUAGGAUUACCAGGGAGGCGGAACACUUUUCUCUGGGGCAAAAAGACAAUUUUUAUACAACAGAGAAAAAUGGAUCUCAGAUAUUUGAAUACAACCUUCGUGAUAAAACAUUUAGCACGACUGCAAACCUGGCCCCUUACAUUGUAAAGGGAAUUAAAGUCAUGGCGUCCGGUAACCUUGCAGUCUGCGUCCUUGACAAAGACAAUUUCACGGUGUCCAAACAGUCGAAGCGGACAAUACGUAUUUUGAAUCCGAUGGGAACGUUCAUUGAAGACAUUGAAUUUGUUGGAAAUACCAACAACAAACUAUUUGUUCAC